Balaenoptera acutorostrata (minke whale) is the source of this 1116-nucleotide messenger RNA. It is a transcript of the gene PDCL2, whose product is annotated as phosducin like 2. The record is from RefSeq and is a predicted model, not a curated record. The transcript has 7 exons. Bases 1 to 1116 code for a protein of 371 amino acids. Gene Ontology annotation, biological process: protein folding. NCBI's taxonomy places the organism in Eukaryota, Metazoa, Chordata, Mammalia, Artiodactyla, Balaenopteridae. Gene Ontology annotation, cellular component: cytoplasm.
AUGGGUUCCACGUUAAGAACUUCUACUCUGAAGAGUUCUCUCCCCAGGAUUUUGUUACUUCUCCAUGAAGACAGGACUCAGGGAUUGAAGGGUGCCGGAGGCACGGAAACAACGCGUGAUUUUGGAGGUGGUGGAGGGAAGGGUGGGAGGAAUGCCGGCACCAGUAUCAUGAACGAAAGAGGCGCUGCUUGGGAUAAAUGCCCAAGUCCAGAAAUAGCAAAUCCUCGUGCAGGAAGACAUCUUUAUGUUAGAAUUCAUGGAGAUAAGUUUUCAAGGACAUCAAGCAGAAAUCAGUCAAAAGUGACCAAGCACACAAGGGAACAGGGCACUAUGAGCAUGAACCAACAAAAACAGACUUGCAGAGACUUCAGUUAUCUGAAUGAUCAGAAACAGGAUCCAAAUGAAGAUACAGAAUGGAAUGAAAUUUUAAGAGAUUUUGGCAUUCUUCCUCCAAAAGAAGAGCCAAAAGAUGAAAUUGAAGAAAUGGUUUUACGUUUACAGAAAGAAGCAAUGGUUAAACCAUACGAAAAGAUGACUCUUGCACAGUUGAAGGAAGCUGAAGAUGAAUUUGAUGAUGAAGAUAUGAGAGCUAUUGAAAUAUAUAGAGAAAAGCGGUUACAGGAAUGGAAAGCUCUUAAGAAAAAACAAAAAUUUGGGGAAUUAAGAGAAAUUUCUGGAAAUCAGUAUGUGAAUGAAGUCACAAAUGCAGAAAAGGAUGUGUGGGUUAUAAUUCACCUAUACAGAUCAAGCAUCCCAAUGUGUUCGUUGGUUAACCAGCAUCUUAGUCUCCUAGCAAGAAAGUUUCCUGAAACUAAAUUUGUUAAAGCCAUUGUGAAUAGCUGUAUUCAACACUACCAUGACAAUUGUUUACCAACAAUUUUUGUUUAUAAAAAUGGUCAGAUAGAAGGCAAAUUCAUUGGAAUUAUAGAAUGUGGAGGGAUAAAUCUCAAGCUGGAAGAACUUGAAUGGAAGCUAGCAGAAGUUGGAGCAAUACAGACUGAUUUGGAAGAAAACCCCAAAAAAGUCAUUGUAGAUGUGAUGGUAUCUUCAAUUAGAAACACUUCUAUUUAUGAUGACACUUAUAGUUCAAACAGUGAUAAUGAUGAUACCAAAUAG